This is a messenger RNA of Oryza brachyantha (malo sina), 810 nucleotides long. RefSeq names its product putative lipid-transfer protein DIR1. The transcript has a single exon. Bases 115 to 447 code for a protein of 110 amino acids. Gene Ontology annotation, biological process: systemic acquired resistance. The record is from RefSeq and is a predicted model, not a curated record. Gene Ontology annotation, molecular function: fatty acid binding. NCBI's taxonomy places the organism in Eukaryota, Viridiplantae, Streptophyta, Magnoliopsida, Poales, Poaceae.
CUAUAAAUAAUCCAUGCAUCUUGAUCACCAAACACUACACAAUUAAGCCACACAAAAUAACAACAACUCGUCAAAUAAAUUAACCCCAUCAGCUAGCAUAGUGCCGAUAUCCAUAUGGCCAAGGCACACGCAGCAACGACGACGACGGCGGCGGCGGUGCUCGCCGUGGCGGUGAUCCUCGCCGCGUCGGCGGGGCUCGCGCACGGCGUCUGCAACCUGUCCGACGCGGGGCUGGAGGCGUGCAAGCCGGCGGCCGCGGUGCGCAACCCGACGGACACGCCGUCGUCGCAGUGCUGCGCCGCGCUGGCCUCGGCCGACCUGCCGUGCCUGUGCCGGUACAAGGGCUCCGCCGCCGCCCGCGGGUGGAUGAGGUUGUACGGCGUCGACCUCAACCGCGCCAUGACGCUGCCGGGCAAGUGCGGCCUCACCUUGCCGGCGCGCUGCUGAUCUAUCGACCAGUCGUGACGUCGGCGAUUCAGGAAAACCGGUGGUGCUACAAGCUAGGCUCCUGGCUCCUGACCGCUAACGCUGGCUUCCAAUAUAUAAUCCUAUCACCAACAAUUAUACUAUAGUUGAAAAAAAUAUUGGGGUGAUGCCAUAUUUCCAGCGUUAAAUUUGGUAUCUUUAACGUACUUUUGUAUCAAUAUCAGUUAUGUUAUAUCUAAAAACAUAUAUAUACCAAACAAUAUAUAUGCUAGGAUGUUGUAAAGCAGCAAGAGGAUAUGAAUAAACAUCUAUGUAUUUAUGUGCUUUUUGUUCAAGUCUAAAUUUAUCGAGAUUUGCUCUAGGCCAACAAAAAAUAUCUCGAAG